This is a messenger RNA of Hepatospora eriocheir, 399 nucleotides long. NCBI's taxonomy places the organism in Eukaryota, Fungi, Microsporidia, Hepatosporidae. The record is from the annotation of a GenBank genome assembly.
AUGGUUAAAGUAAGAGCAACUAAUAAAUCUUUAUCUAUUAAAGAUAGAUACAACGGCAGAAAGAAGACUGUAGUUGAAAAGAUUGCACCAAUUAAACAAAUGUAUCCAAGAAACAUUUUUAAGAAUGAAACAGACAAGUCAGCAGGUGCUAUUCUUAAGUACAUUUUGAAGAAUGAAAGAACCACAAGAUGUAUGGAAAGAGACAAUACACUAGUCUAUAUAGUUGAUGUUAAUGCAACUAAGAUAGAAAUUAAAGCAGCUAUAACUGAGAAGUACAACCAACCAGUUAAGAAAGUCAGAACACUUAUUAUGUUUAAAGAAUAUGCUAAGAAAGCUUUUGUGGUAUUUAAAAAUCCUGAAGCAGCACUUGAGAUUGCUGGAAAGGCUAAUGUUCUAUAA